Molecule: messenger RNA, 4273 nt
Organism: Prosopis cineraria
Lineage: Eukaryota; Viridiplantae; Streptophyta; Magnoliopsida; Fabales; Fabaceae
Exons: 2
Coding region: 1352-3862 (836 amino acids)
Source: RefSeq, a predicted model, not a curated record
GGGCUGCUCCAAUUUCAUCCUUUCACUUCGUUGACUGCUAGUAUCACAUUCACACAUACUCAUACGAAGCACAGAAAUUAAAAUACACCAGUUUUCUCACUGUCUCUGAUCGGAACACGUCGGCAGCUCCGUGUCAUUUUUCUGCCGUUCUUCUGUCUGGCUUUAGAGUUCGAGGAAGAAAAUUCAGACAUCUUCUUAGCCUUCUGGAUCUUUGUUCCCGCGAUGUUUUGCAACGCUAUUGGGCGUGCACCGACACUCUUUCCUUCGUCUUCAGGCUAGACGAGCCUCCGCUUCUGCAUUCCCCCCUGAAUGUCUGGUAUGCAGCUUGAGCCUCAUGUCCCAUUUUAAUUGUGUUUUUCUGCUUCAUUUUAUAUUAUUUCACUAGAAUGUUGCCUUUGGCACCUAAGCUUUAGCACUGUAAUACUGUAAUUUCACCUUCGUGUUCCCGUGUCUCUAACAAUCACGAGUGCUAAUCUAUUUUACCCCAUUCUUUCUUUGUGGUUCAAGCUUUUUAUCUUUUUUAAAUGCUUUUUCCUGCUCGGGUUCAUGUUGUUAGUCGAGAGAGAUAGGAGAAAAAGAAAGCGAAAUGGUGUGAAAUUUGAUCGAUCGUUUCCGAGCUCGAGGGCGAACGUGUCCCUACUGUUCAGUAUUUUGAAGUUCGAGUAUAAUGAGUGCUUCUAAAUAGCAUAUGAUCUUUCUCUCCUCCACUAUUUGUGGAGAAAGAAAGGCUUGGGUUCCGAUCAAGACUAGACGUUAGUCCUAUCUGUUAGAUUUUCGAAAUAGGUCUCCAUGGACCACUAUCACUUCUGUUAUCUGACUUCACCUUUGUCCAUUCUCUCCAUACUGCUCCGUCUCCUUGCACUUGGUUUCAACUCUCAUUGCUAACCAUUUUUGUCAUGCUUUGCGGUCUGCAUUUAUUCUGACUUUAAUACUGCUUUUGUUCAAGAUGGUGUUCGGCUCAGCUGGUUCUUGUCUUACUGAGAUUGGUCAACGCCAAGUUACCUCAUUCACAUAUUAUCAGAUUUGAAUCAAUUCAAACAAGAAGCGCAGAUUACUGUUUAAAUAACGUUUUAUCAAUAUUUCAUCCAUAACCUUUACCUUAUUUUUUGUAAUAUCUUUGAAACAGUUCUUAAUGUGAUUCUUGUUCUUUUUAGAAAAGCAAUUAUUCAAUUAGCUUAAUACCUUUGCAUUUGGGAGUUUUAUUGUUUCCAAUUUGCAGCUGAAAAGCAAGCUGUUGGGUUUUCAUUCUUGCAAAUUCAUCCCAAAGUUACGGAGCUAGAGCCCAACAAACCUAUGUGGCCUAUCAAUUAGUUGAUGAUCUCAAUCAAAAUUCAGGAAAUCAAUUACCAGCAUGAGUGGAAAGAAUUAUGACAGGUUACAACUUGAUACCACUGCUUUGCCAGAUGCAGAUCUUCAUCACGAAAUUACCAGAAGUGUGGAAGGCAGCCAUUUAAAAUCUUAUAAGAAUCAUGAAAAGCAAGGGAAUUGCAGAAGGGAAUGUACGGAAGAUGAGCUUGUUAGGUACAUGUCAGAUCUUCCAGGUUAUUUGGAGAAGGGAGGAAGUAUUCAUGAGAAAGCCUUAAACGUGGGUGUCCUUGAUUGGGCCUACCUGGAGCAAUGGAAGUGCAGUCAUAAACAUAUUCCCCAUAUAAGUAGCAGGAGUUCAAUAUCAACUAGUAAUACAUCCGUAUCUGUUUCAGUGGACAAAUCAACAGGUUAUUCUAGCCAGGGUCGUAGCUUGUCUCCUUGUCAAAGUAUGUGCCAUCCACCACUGGUAUCUCACUUUAUGGCAUCUGCAAUGCAAGGCUACUCCCAUGAUGCCAAAUCCUUGGGGAAAAUUUUAGAAAAUUGUCAAAAUUUUAGCGGUAGCAACAAUAACACACACAGCCAAUUUGUCAGCGCAAAUGACCAUUUUUCCCAAAACCUCCCUGUUGAUACACUGAAAGCAUGCAACAUGAACGAUUUGGAUCCCAAAAUUGAUAUGGAAAGAGGAGCUCUAUCAAGUGACCAAAUGUAUGAAGCAGCAUCACACAUUAAACUAGAAAUGAGCACUCAAGGUGAUAAAUUGGAAAAAAGAGUUGGGAUUUUCCAGCAACCAAAUAUGGUUACCGUUGAGAAAGAUGUACUCAAGAAAAACAAACCACCUGUUUUUUGUCUGUCCAGGGAUAUCUACCUAAAUGGUCAUUCUGGAAUUUCUGAUCUGCCAACAUCCCAAUGUCAAAAGUCACAAAUUCCUAGUCGAACAAGCUUCAGAGAAAAUCCCAAGGAACUUUUCCUUGAGGAUGUUAAUGAUAAAAAAUCAAACUCCUGUGCACUGCCACGUGACGUUAAUUGUUCCCCUUCUCAGGCAAAUGGGUGCAGUUCCUUAGGCCCAGAAAGAAUCAAAGUUGACACUGCUACUUUCUCUGCAACCCUAUCAGCUAAAAUGAGAAUAAGACCAUCCAGAUCUAGACAAGAUGAAAAAAAACAGCCAAUAGCUACAGUGUUGUCUGUAAAAGAGCCUUUCCAGGAACUAACCCAAACCCAGAAAGUAACAGCUGAAAAGUCAAGAAGCUCUUCACCUUUUCGACGAUUUAGCUUCAGCGCUAAUUUUGCAAGCAAAGGAUCUGGCUGCAAGGAGGAUGCACUUCUGCAACAUAGGAGCUCAAUAGGAACUUCCAAGUCUAGUUCAGGAAAUAUGAGAGGCUGUUCAAGUUCAGACAUUUCAGGCAACGGUAAAGCAGGUGAAGCUGGUAGGAGUAGGUCAAGCCCUCUGAGGAGGUUACUGGAUCCGCUACUGAAACCGAAGACAGUGAACUGCCAUCACUCUGCAGAGUCAUCUCAGCAAGAUCCAUUGUUAAUAAGUAAGGGUUGUAUGUCAGCAAAUAAAUCUUCCACUGAGUUGAUAAAGGACCACAGGUUUGGUUAUAGUACAAUUGAUAAAGAUGGUUCAUCAAAGAAUAAGAAGCAUGUGUCAUCAACAGUUCAAGCUCUUCUGAGAAUUGCCUGGAAGAAUGGAUUGCCCAUGUUUACAUUUGCAGUUGACAAAAACAGCAGUAUUCUUGCUGCCACGGUAAAGAAGUUGAGUACCAUAGAAAAAGAUGGCUGCAGCUAUAUCUAUACCUUUUUCACCUUUAGAGAUGUUGAUAAGAAGGCUGGAAAUUGGAUAAAACAAGCUGGCAAAUGCAUAGGUCCUGAAUACAUUCACCAUGUUGUAGCCCAAAUGAAGGUUUCUAGUCCUCACAUUCGCCAGAACUCUGUGGACUAUAUCACCGUGAAAGAGUUCAUUUUGUAUUCUAUGAAGCUAAGGCAUGGGGGUGAUCAGGCCCCUGAUUAUCAGCCAGAUGAUGAGCUUGCUGCUAUUAUUCUUAAAAUACCCAAAACAAUGGGUUCCACUGAUCAUUGGUACCAUAGCUGUUCCAAUGAUAAUCGUCAAGAGCUUGUCCGUGCAACAGUUGUACUUCCAAGUGGGAUUCAUAGUCAUCCAAGUAAAGGUGGACCUUCAUCACUGAUUGAACGCUGGAAAUCAGGCGGAUCAUGUGACUGUGGUGGUUGGGAUAUGGGUUGCGAACUUAAAAUUCUUGCAAAUGAAAAUCCAGCCGGUAAAAAAUCAUGUUCAUCCAAAGCUUCUUGUGAAGAUCAUUUUGAGCUUUUCCUCCAGGGGAAUGGGCGGGAACACCGACCUGCUUUCAGAUUUGGCCCCUUCAAGCAUGGAAUUUUCUCGGUUGCAUAUGACUCCUCAUUCACAGUUCUGCAAGCAUUUUCCAUUUGCAUAGCACUAGUGGAUUGUAAAAUGCCACGUGAGCUUUCCGGCUCAAGAAACUCGGUUGAAGAAAAAAUUCCGAGGGCGGAAAUCAAUGGAAUAAAGGAUUUUAAUAAUUAGGAAAUUCUCGUUGUAGGUUGUCUGCUAACCACUGAACAUUAAUUUCAACGAAACACGUCUUCUUGCGGUCAACUGGGUAACCGCCAACCGUCUUUAGUUGACUGCAUCACAUGGAUCAGUAGCAUCUGUUCUUAAUAUCAUGUCAGUAAGGAAGAAUGAUUUUGAGAUUGAAGCUUGUGCUUUUUGUUUGUAUGUUUUCUAGGGAUGCGAUAUCAUUCACUAUCAAGUGUUCAAGCGUGCCACGAGAUAACAUGCUGCUCCUAUUAUCAAUAGCAAUUAGCAUGAGUAUAGCACCAGCCAGUGGUAAUUUGUCUUUUGCUAAAUGCUUACAGAUAAGUCUCCCCUGCUUGAAUGAUCCUUAAAUAAAGUUGGGGAUUGCUGCUACUUAAUUCUCCCCUUAUUUUCCUUUUA